AGACAACCCGGCAGCGAGAGGAGGGGACGUACUCGGGCAUUCGGAGCGAGCACGUUACCAGCACGGCCAAAUUAAGCCAGAAUUUAGAAAAUAAUUAUUGGAAAAAUCUACAAGCAGAGGUAUUUAAAUAAACAGGAAGUUAAAAUUUCUAGAGAUUCAUUUGACCCCUCCCUCUCUUAGCACUAUAAGUUGUGUAACAUUUUUAUUGUAGCCUACUCUUUUCGCAUUGUUUACUGUCCAUAAAGAAAAUUUGAAAGAAAAAGAAAAAAAAAACUGCAUUUGCUACCUUACGUUUCCAACCUCUAUUUUCACACAAAUAAAUGGGUGAUUACGGGUUCGGUUUGUUACAGACAGCCAACAUUGACAGCAGCUCUACGGUCUUUGGCGGAGGAGCCUUCAGGUCCUACGCGUCUCCCUCCCUUGCUUCGAGUGCCCGAGUCUCCCCCGUUUCUCCCAGCGGCUUCACGGUCUCCGGCAGCAGCUGCGCCUUCGCCGCGUCCUCGCCGUUUCCGUUCGCUGCUGCGCAACAGCGAAACAUGCAGGAUGAGCUGCUCUUUGGUGUGACGAUCACGCAGCGGCAGCAGCAGCGGCACUCUCCGUCCACCGACGACGACGACAGCAGCAGCGACGGCACGACCCGUCACACCGGGGCGCAGCGAUCCGGCCACGGCAGCGGUGUUAACAACAAUCCCGAUUACGGCAAUCAGCUGGGUCAGCGGACGCGGACGGACUACGACCGGCUCAACCAGAACCAGCAACAGUUGCCCGAUUUUAAGAGCGUGAAUCCAGAGAAAUUCGGCCAGACGCAGCAGAUUUGUGACCUUCAUCAGCAGCGCAAGAAGCAUCAGCAAAUCAUUGGACAGCAGCCGCAGCAGGAGACGGAGUUCGGCACCGUGCAGCCGCCCCCACCCCAGGGAGAGGUCAGUGUCCCCGGACAGAAGCAGCAUUAUCCCGCUAUAACCCAGCACCACCGAGCGUCUCCCGAGUCGGAACACAGCUCGAACGGGAGCCCCGGUCGGGUCGCCCCCUUAUCAGCCGAGGACGUCGACGCCAAUGUGUUGACCGCUGCGUCACCGUCGCCCUCUUCCGCGAAUCCGAACAAGGUCAAGAUCCAAAUGGACUCCCCCACCGCCCACCUCAUUAACAACGGCAAUGGAAACGGCGCCGCUAGCAUGCUGGCCGGCGGUCUCGGAGCCGGCUUCCCCAGCCUCCCGAACGCAGAAAUGCAGAGUCCGCACCAGAAUGCGGGCGGCUCCACAUCCCCGACCUUACCCGGAUUCGGAACCCCGUGGUCGGUCCAGACCAGCUCCCCGCCGCCGCCUGUCACUAGCUCCACCAACCCGAAUCACGCAAACGCUAUGAACCAGGUCUCCGGCACCGAACCCGACAACAGUUUCUACCCCGGGCUCCCUUCCUCCAUCAACCCGGCGUUCUUCCAGAGUUUCUCGCCAGUUUCGCCUAAUCCCUGUGCGGGGAUUAACGUGCCGGGCUUCGGCAGCCCUUUCUCGCCCCAGAUCAACGUCCCGCAGCCGCAGCAGAGCCGGCGGUCCCCGGUCAGUCCGCAGAUGCACCAGCAACACCAGGGCGCCUAUCUCCAGCAUAGGAACAACUAUAACCAGCACCAGCCCAUGAUGAAGCAGUCUCCCUGGAGCAGCCACCAGGGCGGUGGCUGGAGCUCUGCUGGUGUGUCCUGGGGCGGGGUGCACGGCCGGGACCACCGGCGUGGUGGGGGCAUGGGGGUCCCCGGUACUGUAAGCCAGAUCUCACCGAUGAAGAAGCCCUUCUCCAGCAGCGUCAUUGCCCCGCCCAAGUUCCCGCGCUCCACUGCUGGCACGGCCGCCUCUCUUACACCCAAGUCCUGGAUGGAGGACAACGUGUUCCGCACUGACAGCAACAGCAACACACUUCUGCCCCUACAGGACCGUUCCAGAAUGUACGACAGCCUGAACAUGCACUCCCUGGAAAGUUCCCUGAUUGACAUUGUGAGAGCGGAGCAGGAUCCCAUGAAGGGCCGAGUCGGAUUCCCACACCAAGGGGCUGACAAUCUCCUCAUGCUCAAUGCAAGGAGUUAUGGGAGACGACGAGGCCGCUCCUCCCUCUUCCCCAUUGACGAUGGUCUCCUCGACGACGGCCACAGCAACCAGGGGGUUCCUGGCGUCCUCGGCUCGCCCAACUGCUACCCUCACCAGAACGGCGAGCGCAUCGAGCGUUUCUCCCGCAAAGUGUUCGUGGGGGGCCUGCCCCCAGACAUCGAUGAAGACGAGAUCACGACCAGCUUCCGUCGUUUUGGCCAUCUGGUGGUGGACUGGCCGCAUAAGGCGGAGAGCAAGUCCUACUUCCCCCCCAAAGGUUACGCCUUCCUGCUGUUCCAGGAGGAGAGCUCUGUACAGGCUCUCAUCGAGGCCUGUCUGGAGGAGGAUGGCAAGCUCUACCUGUGUGUGUCCAGCCCCACCAUCAAGGACAAGCCGGUCCAGAUCCGCCCCUGGAAUCUGAGUGACAGUGACUUCGUGAUGGACGGCUCGCAGCCCCUCGACCCCCGGAAGACCAUUUUUGUGGGCGGGGUACCACGCCCCCUUAGAGCAGUGGAGUUGGCCAUGAUCAUGGACAGGCUGUAUGGGGGGGUCUGCUAUGCGGGCAUCGACACCGACCCGGAGCUGAAGUACCCCAAGGGAGCGGGCCGUGUGGCUUUCUCCAAUCAGCAGAGCUACAUCGCAGCCAUCAGCGCCCGAUUCGUCCAGCUGCAGCACGGUGACAUUGAUAAGCGGGUGGAGGUGAAGCCGUACGUGCUCGAUGACCAGCUGUGUGACGAGUGCCAGGGCGCUCGCUGUGGCGGCAAGUUUGCGCCCUUCUUCUGCGCCAAUGUCACCUGCCUGCAGUACUACUGCGAGUUCUGCUGGGCCAACAUCCAUUCCCGUGCUGGGCGUGAGUUCCACAAGCCGCUGGUGAAGGAGGGUGCCGACCGGCCCCGACAGAUCCACUUCCGCUGGAACUGAGGUCUCGCCCGCUUCCCACGUCUGUCCCAACCUUUCCUGCUCUUAAGCCCUCCCCUGCCUGCUCUUAUCCUGCCCCCUGGCCCCACCCACAAAAGUAAACACAGGCAGGCAGAAAUAAGUGCAUUCUUCUGCACCCACACCCAAAAAAUGCGCCACCCACCCUCUGAGACCCCCCGGGCACACACUACACACACUGUCUGUCCUUUGUAGCAGCCAAAACUCUACACUUCUUGCCCUCCCCCAUCCCCCAACCAAAUCCUCACACAUCUGAUUCCUGACUUCUUCAGUGGUACUUUCAUGUGUUUUUUUUUUGUUUUUGUUUUUUUUAGGUAACACGGCAGAAAAAAGACAUGAAUCAAAUCACUUCCUAUUUUUUCCCCAGAUUAUUUUUCUACGUAUGGUUUAAAGUAGGUAUGAGGAAUUUUUUUGACAUGUGGGCAGUUAGCCCCACCCACCUGUCAGUACACCCCGAUUGCUGCUAGCCCCCUGGUGGAUGAAGUGUGCACUUAUUUCUGAGAAAAAAAACCUCGGUUCAUAUCUAUCCCAAGUCACGUACCAAAGGUAGCGGAGUGAUAGGAGGUACGCGAAAGAUGCUUUUCUGCCGUGAGCCAACCAAGUGUGAUUUUUGUACCGUCUCUCUUUGCUGUGUAUUCUUAUUGGGGAAGAAGAAAAAACACACACAUAAACACAGAAAAGGUUACUCUUUUUCUCUCCAUUUUGACUUGCGGAAAAAUAAUACCUCAUUACACUGAUCUGGUUUGUUAUCGGAACAUUUUUAAUCACAAGCUAUAUUAGAAGCUUUUGCUGCUAUAUAUGAUAAAUAAGUAUAUUUAUAGGUGUUAUAAUCAAUGCCAUGUAUUAACACGACAGCAAGUGAGAACAUGCAUAGCACCCAGAAAAAAAACAGCUAGGGGGGCACAAACUGCCAUCAAAGAUUUAGAAUGUGAAAACACAGCUGCAUGUUUGUUUACAUCUACAGCCAUAUGCAUGCGACAAGAUUAUAGAUUCACAUGAGAAAACUCAGUUAUACAAGUCAUAUUAGGAAAAAAAAACAUUAUGUAGCAUGAACAAAAAUAACAUGAAACCAGUAAUAAGAAAAUAAUUACUGAAAAAAGUAUUUAAAAAAAAAUCUUUGCAUGCAUUGUUGUUGUGUAUGUUUUGGGAGUGUCUUGCGUGUAUUUUAUACACACGUGCAAAAAUUAGUCUUAGAUUAGCGUGUCCCGGUAUGGGAGGAUCUGUUGGUUAGUGGACAGCGGCAAACCAGAGCAGAAUGGAUGUAGACAUUAGUCUUUGUGUGGUCUUUGUGGUUUGUGGUUCUCUUUAGUGUGGACUGAGUAUGGUUACAUUUUAGACUGAGAGUUACAGAAAUUACCACCCACCACCCUGUUACCUAGGUUACUGUGUCCUAGCCUAAGUCCUCAGAAGGCUGCUGGGCACUUCGAGUCCACUGUCACAUUAGACUCUCCGUCCGUAACAUAGGAGAUGGAGAGAAAAGAUUUUUUUAUAGCAAUGAAGCAAUCUGGAGAAGUUGAAAUGGAGACAGAAUAAUUGUGAAGAUGGUUAUUCGUCUCUGGCUAAAACGGUACUUUUAGAUUAGAGGACCACAGGGUGAAGCAUUCUUAUAGAGUCUGGAAAUUACGGACAUCUCCCUUAGGAAGUGCUUUCGACCGAAGCUGCUCUUUCCCUGAACAGAUGUCUGUGUGAAUGUAAAUGUGGAAAAGCUCAGCCUCUUGCUCCCCCUGGUGACCCAGGCGAGGCCCCCUCCUUCCUCCAUCCCUCCCCCAGAAAACGACAAAAAUGUGCAGUUUGUACGAUUCAGGCUGAAAGAGCAGGAGAGAUGCUCGCUAGCUGUAGGUGUUGGCAUGAGGAUGGGGAGCAGUCCUCACAUAUAUUAAAAAAAACCAGUCCUCAGACUUGAUUUUAAGUGGUGAUUUAUGCUUUUACCUGUAGACUGACAGUAAUGGUGACCUGUCUUCUUACUGUGCUUAUGAGGAUGUUACAUUACUUUAGUAACAGUCGUCGUGUGAGCAGUAUUGACUUCGGAACACAUGCAGCCGACCUGCUACAUUUCUGUGUCCCAGUUCGUUUGUUGUGACUUUGCCCCUUUUUCUAACAUGCAUCAAUCACAUCUGGGUUAAGCAGAUAACGUUUCGCCUGUUUAUACCGAAUUAUUUAUUUCAUGUUUCUUAGCUGUCUGUUGUCCCAGUUCUACACUUUUUGUCCCCGAUUUAAAAAUCAGUUUCUAGAAUAUUAUGCACUAAUUUCUAAUAUAUUUAUUUGUAGCUGUCUAUUUUCCUUGCAUAUUUAUUCCUUUUGAUAAGAAAAAAGUUAGCUGGUUUUAAAAGUUCUACUUAUAAUGAAUAGCUUUUUCCUAUACCUCAAUUUCCUGAAAAGUUUCUCUCCGAAAAAGCCCCCCCACUUUUAAUUCUGUGAAAUUACUUGAUAAGCUUUAUGUUAAAAAUAAUAACUUAUGAUUUUUAAAAUUAUUAUUAUUGCAAUGUUUGAGGGCCCCAGGGCUGUUUUCUAUGUGAAUGGCAUAGAAAUUUGACAUAUUAAAAUGUCAGGAGUGCUGUCAUUGAACGUGCAAACGACCAAGGGCUCUGCUGAGAGGAACGGGAUGGUCCCCUUCGGCCGUCCGAAUAAAAAUUGCCGACGGCUUAUGGAUUCCUAGAAUCUGUGGGUGAUGGCCCAAGGCAAAGUAACAGUGGAGAAACCCCAUCGCCACCCCCAGUUAAGUGUUGAUUUCUCCUGCCAUGCUGGAUUUGGGAUUUUCAGUAGCUGCUGUUUGCUGGGGGGAUAAAUAUUUUUUAAAAACACUCAAAGGAAUGAAAUUUUUGAGGAUAAUGACAUUCUCCCAACUCUACCCUGUGACCGUAACACUCGUCUGCGUGCGUGUUUGUCUUUUUUAUAUGUUGAACACUGUUGUUUUUUGUGCAUUUUUUCCUGUAAAAUCAUAUUUAUUUCACUAUUUUUGUAGACAAAAAAAAAUUGAUUUUCGAUUGUAUUUUUCCUAUUUAAUGCAAAUACACAAUUUUAUUUCCCCUAUAUUUGUAAUUCUGAUCACAAGGACGGUUCUGUUGAGAGGACAACAUGAAAACAUUUCAAAAUGCAUGCAAUUAUGCACAUAUUGAUAUAUAGACUGAUUCCUGUAUUAAUGAUAUUGGUAUAUAUGUGACUAUAUGCAUAUUUUAUUUGAAAGGAAAGAAACGAAGGCUUGUAUUAUGUUCAUGGAUGACACUUGAGAUCUACGUCCUCAUGCAUCUGGGCACUGAGGACCCUUCUCCUCAAAGACGCUUCGAAACUUGAAUAUAUAACACAUUUUGAAAGGCUGAUUAACCUCCAUUCUGUGUUGUGACGUGCAAUACUGUUUCUAAUGUUUGUAUAAAGUAAGAACAACGGUGUAAACCUUUUUAAAAGCAGAUUUAUUUUUUUCAUUGCAUACUUUGCAGAUUUAUGAUCCGCGGUGUCAUUUUUUUACUGUCAGAAAAGAAUCCCGUUUUUGUCAUUGCAACUAUUUUUAAAUCCAGAUAUCUUUGUACUGAUGUAAAUGAUUGUAGUUAUUUAGUGUUUUGCUAACAAAAGGAGAGACUUUUUCAUGCAUAAUUCUAUUUUGUUUGUUUUUUUUUUAUUUUGCUUUAUUCUGUUUUUUUAUUUUAUUUUAAUAGUAGCAAAAUACUUGGAAUAAUUUUUCAUAUUCUAUGUCAUUAAUAUUAUUUUGUAUUUUUAUGUGGGGAAAAAAUAAAUAUAUAUAUAUAUAAUUUUAUGAAGCUAAUUGCUAAAAUUUUAUUUUAUGUUGAAUUAUUUUUGGAGCUAAAAUCUUUGUAAUAUUGUUAAAGUAACUAGUUUCUAAAUCAGAAUUUGUGUAUAGAUUCACAGAAGUGGUUUAUGAAGUGUUUGGAUUGUAAUUAUUACCGAAUGGGUAUUUGAUAUGCAAAAUUAGUAUCAUGUUGAUUUUUAUUUUGUUUGUUUUGUAUUUAAAUGGAGUGUUAAUUACCAUAUUUUUCUUUCAUUUCCUAAAUAAAGACCCAUUCUGUUUGGACACAAAAGAUCA
Molecule: messenger RNA, 7044 nt
Organism: Paramormyrops kingsleyae
Lineage: Eukaryota; Metazoa; Chordata; Actinopteri; Osteoglossiformes; Mormyridae
Gene: cpeb2
Product: cytoplasmic polyadenylation element binding protein 2
Biological process (GO): negative regulation of cytoplasmic translation
Cellular component (GO): cytoplasm; neuron projection; nucleus
Molecular function (GO): ribosome binding; mRNA regulatory element binding translation repressor activity; mRNA 3'-UTR binding
Source: RefSeq, a predicted model, not a curated record